This is a messenger RNA of Suillus paluster, 2122 nucleotides long. RefSeq lists its product as uncharacterized. NCBI's taxonomy places the organism in Eukaryota, Fungi, Basidiomycota, Agaricomycetes, Boletales, Suillaceae. The transcript has 4 exons. The record is from RefSeq and is a predicted model, not a curated record. Bases 284 to 1918 code for a protein of 544 amino acids.
UAUUGUCUCGGUGCGGCAUGUCUACUCUUAAUUCUUUCCUCCUCGCGCCACCCCUUCCCGCAUUAUAGAUAGACGUUAAACGGCGGGCCGUAGACAUGAGCAGCAUACAUCAUAUGCUGUUUUACUCUCAAGCUCUAGUGAGACUUUGCAGGGUGCGAAAAUGGAUCGGCUGUCGUAGCCACUGAGUCGUAGCAGUAGUUGGUCUCCACGUCAGCACAAAGACCAGCGCCGGAUUCCCCUGCCUGCUUUUUCCGAUUCUCUUCUUUCCUUGAAAUUGUGCAAGAUGUACCGAGAAUCGUCGCCCGCAUCCGAUGAGCCGGAAUUUCAGCCGUUGAGGAGGCUCAAACCGUUACCUAAACGUAGACGCACCUCAGACGCGCCCGUUCCAGCAGCAGACCUCGUCCAUCCCAUGGCCGACAUUCUCGGCGCAGAAUCUCUCGCAGAAGAACUCAUUGCUAAUGCUGACACAUUCUCUCUGCAGUCUUACUAUUCCUCUGUGUUUGGUGGCGCCCACAACGGAGACGCUCUUGAUCUGAGUGCGGCGUACCAGCUUGGGAAAAUGGGAAAGUCGGAGGAGGACCAGAGUGAGGGUGACUAUGCAGAUCAUCUGCAGCAGCCUGGGAAUACGAAGAAGAGGAAGGUGCCAGCUAAUAUGUCGGGCGCGGCGCAAGGGCGCGAGGCGGAGCCACAGUUGGGUGUGGAGGAUGAGAUUUUGGAUAGUUUGGCGUUAUUGAACGGUCGGGCUGACCAUGGCCCACACCUUCUUUCUGCGCUGCCAUCAUCGGUGACGCAACCCCCCAGGAAGGGGAAGAUCACCCCAUCAACGCUAGCAGGUCUGCAGCACAAAGAGCUGCUCAAGCACCGGAAGCGCCAGCUUGCAGCAGUCUUGGGGGCCCUGUCUCUUGGCGAUACAUUUGCCCUUGAUCAAGCAUUAUCGACGCAUUUGCCCUUUGCGAGUUCGAUGAUCAGAUCCGGUUCUAAUCCACCCAAAGUACGACUCUCGUGCCGGCGUGUUCCACGUCUCGCUCGUGCGGCAAAGGCCCUUGCGAGUGCAGCCUCCAUGCCCCCUCGAAAGAAGCCUUCAUUUCCAACCGCUCAAUUCUCGUUCACGUUUUCUAGUGCGACAUCUGAUCGCCUCGUUGCGACAAAACAGGAGGUGCUCGCGCUCAGAAAUCGAUUUGAAAAUGAACUCGCACGUCAAGCGGCUAAAGUGGCCAAAGCAGCUGCCGAUGCUAAACAAGCGGCACUUACGGCAACCAAAGGGGCUAAGUCAAAGCGGGGAGAGAAAACGCAGCAGCGGGCACUCAAAGGUGCAGCUCAAGGUGGGGAUCAGUUAGCGGAGUUUCUGGAAUUGCCAACUGCGGGGAAAGGCAAGGGAAGCAAAAAGAAAAAGCGCAAUGCACUUGCUAUCGCAUCGAAUCCUCACCACCGCAAAAAUUACGUUCCUUCCAGGCUUCCUUCAUCUGGACAGGCUAAUGUGGUCCAGGCGACUGCCAAUGCUCAGAACAUGCUUGGGCCACUGCCUCUUCGCUUCCUCUCGGCACAAAUACCGCCUCGCAGACACAAGAAGGCAAACACGGCUACUCCCACUGCGCAAAUAGUCAAUCCUGCAGAUGAAUGGAUCUGUCCACGUUGUGAAUAUUCCCUUUUCUAUGGAGAGGGGCCAGAGUAUCGUCAAGCGGUGAAGAACCGAAAACAGAUUCUUCGUAGAAGGCGACGGGCACAGGAGCGUGCCGCAGGCGGACUAAGUGCCUCCAAGACGCCUGCAAAUUUGGCACCGUCGGAUGAAGAAGAUGAUUACGACAAUGAUUAUGAGCCAUCUCCUGCGCAGUCCCCCGCCGCCGCGAGGCAGUUUGAUUGGAAGGAAGGCCCGGAUAUAGGCAGGUUAAAGGGGCAGGAUUUCAUACAAUCUGGAUAGCCCAUUUACUGAUCCAACUUCCGCUUUUUCUAUCUCAUUUUGCAUACGCCAUCUCUAGUUGCGGAAAGGCAUCGCAUUACUUACUGACAUGUUAUCACAACCCGCAUCUUUAUCUAAUAGACGGACAUUUGGAAUUUAUUGAGCGUCGUAGGCAGUCGCGUUGGCAAGUAUGAUCAUUUGAGGCAAUUUCAAUGGAAAACCUGG